This is a messenger RNA of Olea europaea var. sylvestris, 2188 nucleotides long. RefSeq names its product DNA-binding protein S1FA1-like. The coding region runs from base 1372 to 1815 and encodes 147 amino acids. NCBI's taxonomy places the organism in Eukaryota, Viridiplantae, Streptophyta, Magnoliopsida, Lamiales, Oleaceae. Gene Ontology annotation, cellular component: nucleus. Gene Ontology annotation, biological process: regulation of DNA-templated transcription. Gene Ontology annotation, molecular function: DNA binding. The transcript has a single exon. The record is from RefSeq and is a predicted model, not a curated record.
AAAUUUGAAGUUCAACGCUUAUUUUCGGUAUUUUGAGGGUUUUCACUGAAAACACUAAAAACAUAAAAAAGAUGUUUUAAUUUUAUGUUUUAAGUUUAACCGUGUUUAUGAAAAUGCAUUUUCAAAAAUACCAGACCAAACAAGAUUUAGGUCAUCACUUUUUUCUCCUCCUCCUGGCCUGCCUAUUUGUAAUUUAUAGGCCGAACAUUUUAUGUUUGCUCUAGCCAAUUUUACCUGACUGGAGAUUCAGUUUUAAUCUCAUUGUUUGUUAUCAUAAGCUUGUGUAGUAACAAAGUGGUUAUGUUAUGUAAUAAAAUGAUCACGAAUGAAAUUCUGAGUCAAAAUCUUUUCUACUUCAUGUGUUUCCCACUUCUUGUUGUGGGUAAUUUUCCCUUUAACUUGGGUUGUGUUCUAGAGUACGUCCUUCUUUGAGUUAAAUCACCUUCCUUACGAGCAUACGAGCAUGGGACCCUCUUUGAACGGUUGUUGAUCUGUUGGAAAUGGAAAGGGUGAUGAAAUGGAUUUAGGCGAAAUUGUUAAUUAUAAGUUGGACAUGUUGAAACCUUCCUGAUUACAAGGGAAAACAUGGUGGGCCACUAAGUUGAAACAGCAUGCAAAUGGUGUUAAUUGCUGUCAAAUCCUAAUGCAUAUUACAGAUAAAUUUUCUUAUUUCUAAUCUUUCAAAAAUACGUGUUGUAGAUGCAAUGACUGGGUGGCAAGAAAACUUAUUCAACAUGAUACCAAAUCGUAAAGUAAUCACUGCAAGGAGCACACAAUGCAGUUUUGAACCUGUUACUAGAAUACAAUUCUUUUAAAUUACAGAAAAAAUAUCCAUCAUGGAAGCAGGCAAAAAUUAUUGUAGACACGAAGAAAUGCACCAUAGGUUUAUCCUUCUUCCAUGCUUUUAGUGAUUCCUGACUUCCAUAUAUGCUACCCCAUAUUGGGCUUGCACGUGCUGUGCUGUAGCCUCUUCACAUAAGUUUGUUUCUCUAAUUUGAGAGGACAGAGUGGAGCUGAAAAUUUCUUCUCUGAGAUUUUAGUAAGUUGGCUCCUUGCAGGCUGGAUGUUGCAUAUAUAUAGUUAAUUAUUUUAUUUUCUGGUGAAAGAUACAUUAAGGGCAAAAUUUCCUAUGGAACAUGGAUCAAUAUUAAACUAUGAUAAAACAAACCAUAAUUCCAUAUUCUGACUGACUGGUGUCUUUCAACUUAUAUUAUUGUUUCUAUUUUAUUCGAAAGCCUGCAUGUGUAGAUGUUAUUAUUGCUUCAUUUCACAGUUCACUGAUCUAUGUCUUCAGCGGAUAAUCAAGUUUCAUACAGUUAUCAGUCAUUAUGUCACUCUCUAUAGAUAAAGGCAUUGGAACAUACUUUUGUAAUGGAAUCAUAUGGAAACUUUUAUUCUCGAGCUAAUAUGAUAUUAGCAGAUAUGGGGUGCUUUUGGAGAAUGGAAUCCAGAAUAUUUGAUAUUGUUAUUGCCUUUCUGCAUUUCUUCUUUUGUUUUAUGGUUGUGCUUUCUCAUUGUUUUACUGUAUUAUUCUAUUUCGUACCCUGGUAUCUGUUGAUCUUAAUACUAAUUUACAUUUGGCAUCUGAUGAAUCAACAGAAAAAUGUGGACCGGGAUGUUGAAGCCAAGGGGUUCAACCCAGGAUUGAUUGUCUUACUUCUUGUUGGUGGGCUGCUGUUGCUAUUCCUUGUUGGGAACUAUGUACUCUACAUUUAUGCACAGAAAACCCUUCCUCCAAAGAAAAAGAAGCCCGUCUCCAAGAAGAAGUUGAAGAAGGAAAGACUGAAGCAAGGUGUUUCAGCACCGGGAGAAUAGACAUUCUACACACGCAGGAGUUAUUCCCUAUCUUGAAUUCAGCUGCUAUUUUUGAGAUUUCCCCUGUUGGGUAUCAUUGCACCGUUUUCUUGUACCCUUUUGCCAUUUUCUCCAAGCGACUUAGAACUCUACUUGACAUACAAACCCGGUUGUUGCUAGUUCGACUAGAAGAGAGAAGUCUGUUUGUUUUGAUACAAGUCACAGGAUUUUUAUUUUUUAUUUUUCUUCCCUAGGCUGAGUUAUCUAUCAAGUUCUGGUUAAAUUUCAGUUGUCAUAAUGAAUUUGUGAUAUUUAGUUCCAUCUUGAAUGCUUCGUGUGUCCUGAUUGUAGUUGUCGACUACACUAACACCUGAGUGAUCACUGUUGAAUGUAA